Molecule: messenger RNA, 3318 nt
Organism: Paramuricea clavata
Lineage: Eukaryota; Metazoa; Cnidaria; Anthozoa; Malacalcyonacea; Plexauridae
Source: the annotation of a GenBank genome assembly
ACAUUCGCAUGUUUGUGCGAAUUUUAAGGAAAUUUCUACCAAAAAUUGACUUGUAAUGGCUGUACAAAACGUAGCUAUAAUCGGCUGUGGUGCCUCUGGUCUAACUAGCAUUAAAUGCUGCCUAGAUGCUGGCCUGAAACCUAUAUGUUUUGAACAACAAUCUACUUUUGGAGGCGUAUGGAAUUACACUGACGAGCCUCGACAGAAUUUAGCAUCGGUCCACAAAAGCACUGUUACAAAUACGAGCAAAUUAAUAACAGGUUUUUCUGAUUUUCCUAUGCCUAAGGAAUUUCCAAAUUAUUUGCCUCAGAGGUUAAUGCAAGAGUAUUUCGAAAUGUAUGCCAAGGAAUUUGAUUUGGCGAAGUAUGUCGAGUUUAAUACGGAGGUUGUAAAGUUAGAGCGAAGCGCGGAUCACGGAGACACGGGAAAAUGGGUGGUUUCUACCAGGUAAAGUUGCUUUGUGUUAAACUUUUUACACUGAAUAUUGCGUUUGUAUCUAAGGCUCUACACUUGCAGAUAAAACAUUAUUUAUGCGAACCUUUUUGUUCAGAGCACUUGAAAGGUUUUAAACCACCGUUUUAAUUAUACUGAUCAGUCAACCACGCGUAUGAUUUAUGAUAACCAAUGAAAGAAUUCUGACUGUUAAUUCAAUCAUCAUUUGAAUAUCAAAAAAGUUGCUUAGAAACCAAUUAGUUCCGCAUUGAUUCGCGACUGCUAAAACGUAAACAGAAAACAUUUUAAACCGUAUUUAAUACCUAAAGAAGAAUAUCGAACCAAAAUUAGGUAGAUCAUACAAACUAAAAGAAACAACAAAUUAUCACAACAGAAAUCUGCGUCGUGAAUAAAGUACUUUAAAAGUUUUAAAUAGAACAAUUUAACCUUAAAUUAAACUGUGUAACAAACUAGCUUGCGCUAGACUAUAGCGGUAAUAUUAUCACUAAAUAUCAGGAAAAUCCUUCUAUAUUUUUUUAUAUAAAGCGGCGUACAAUGUCAAUGCAUACACAUCGUGUGACAUAUAAAACUAACAUAUCAACUACACUCUAUCUUUACUUAUUAUUCUUUAUUUUGCUCCACACAGGAGACAAAUAUGCUGGUACAAAAUUCGGAAUUGGCUUUGUAAGACCGAGCAGAAGUUAUUUUCAGAAAACUGCAAUUAUGGAAUUGAAUCCUGGUUACAAACUGUCAAAUGUAAAUGCACCAUGUAUAUUGUGUAUAGGUUUCACUACAGAAAAAUAUAACAUAGAUUAUCGAUACCUUCACUUAGGAAACUAGAUGGAACAAAUUCUGAGAUCACAACCAAAACAUUUGAUGCAGUUAUGAUAUGUAAUGGCUAUUACUGGGAUCAAGUUAAGCCUAAUAUUCCAGGAAUUGAGAAAUUUAAAGGUGUCAUAGUGCAUAGUGGAGAUUACAGAACGUUUCAUCCGUACGUUGGAAAAAGAGUCGUAAUUGUAGGGUGUAGUCACUCAGCUGGUAUGUACAUAAUCUAUAUGGAGAAAGAAAGAGAGGGUGUCACCUUUCCUUACCAAUUUUUUAAACAUUUUUUUAACAAAUUACAUUAUUUGCAGAGUCACACAGAAUUUGUUUUUCAGAAUGAUAUAUAGUCAGUCUCAUAUGAUAUUACAAAUGAUAUUAUCUUUCUCCACACCAGCUGAUAUCGCUGUCGAACUAAGUCAUCAUGCUGCCCAGGUCUACAUAAGCACAAGAAGUGGAUGUUAUGUUUUAACACGUCUUGGCCGUGGAGGACAACCUAUCGACUUUGGUAUCUCCAGAGUAACCCAGCUUGUACCACUUGCAAUUCAACUAAAAUUUAUCCCUGGACUGGUGAACAACAAAAUUAACUUUAAAAACUUUGGCCUUCAACCAACAGGCACCCUCGGUGUACACAAAUUUCCAAUUGUAAACGAUGCGAUUCAGCACCGUAUUAUAACUGGCAGUAUAAAAGUCAAAGGGAACGUUGAAGAGAUUGCACAAAAUUCUGUCACUCUCGAGGGGGGCGAGACAUUGGAUAAUAUUGAUGUUUUAGUACUUGCAACUGGAUUUAAAUUAAAAUACCCAUUUGCAAAAGAUAUCAUAGAAGUAAAGGAUGGUUUUUAUACAAGUUUAUAUAAGCACGUGUUUUUGCCUGAUGAUGAGUGGCAUACAUUAGCUGUGAUUGGAGGAGUGGACCUUGGAGCGGCUUCACCCCCUGUGAAUGAAAUGCAAGCACGGAUUGCCGCAGAGGUGUUUGCGGGGAGAUGUAGUUUGCCCAGUAAGGGUGAUAUGGAAAAGGAGAUUGCAGAACGGGAACAAUGGUGGUUGAAAACUGGGGCAUCGAAGAAACAUUUCACGCGGGUAAGUACAUUAUGUAUAAUGUUGAUGGUGAAUUAUAAGUUGAGUUGUCCACAACAGUAAUGAUGGUUAUUAUUGUAUCGGGUGAUUAUAAUUAUGGUGAUGGUAAUUAUACUGAUGGCAAUUAUGCUGAUGAUGAUGAUGAUAUGGUGGUUAUGGCGAUGCAUGUAAUGGUGGUGGUGGCAUGGUGAUGGUAAUUGUGAUGGUUAUAAUGGUGAUGUUGAUUAUGAUGAUGUUGAUGGUAAUUUUGAUGAUAGUGAUUAAUUUGGUUAUGGUGAUUAUGAGAGGAUGAUCAGGAUAAUGGUGAUGAUGAUUAUGAAGAUUGCACCACUAUGAUGUCCCUUUAAUAAUGCUGCUAAUGAUGAUGAUGAUUAAUACGGUAGGAAAGAUAGAUGGUAGUGAAUGCUGAUGGUGGUUAUAACUUUAAUAGUGUUCAAUUGCUGCUGAAGAUACUAGUUUCAAAUCGCUUACAAUCUAUUUCUAUCCAAAUAUUUUAAAGGUUAACUACGUCCCCUAUAUGAAUGAACUUGGUGAGAUGAUCGGCGCCAAGCCCAACUUAUGGUCAAUAUUCAAAGAAGAUCCAAAACUGGCCUAUCAAGUUUUCUUUGGAACUACCAUCCCAACUCAAUAUCGACUGCAAGGACCCAACAUUUGGAAGGACGCGAGGAAACAUAUCAUGAGUUUUCAAGAACAGUAUCUUUGUCCAUUAAGUACCAGAAAGUGUGCACCAUCAGCAGAAAGUAACAGUCAUAGUGUUCUUAUAUUUAUUUUUGUGAUUGUUUUCGCUGUAAUUGCAAUAAUGCUCAAGGCAUGAAGUCUGUUGUAUUGGUCUGAAAAUGGGCAAAACGGUCAAUUUGCGCCAUUCAAGGUGUAUGGACUAUGUGAAAAUUGUCUCAGCUUUGAGAUAUAUGCACUGACAUCAAAUAUGGUGUUGUAUUUAAUAAUUAAAUGUAUGCAGAAUAAUUUCAAAUUGCCAAUUAUAUUUACCAG